Messenger RNA from Hymenoscyphus albidus, 978 nucleotides. The record is from the annotation of a GenBank genome assembly. Lineage: Eukaryota; Fungi; Ascomycota; Leotiomycetes; Helotiales; Helotiaceae.
AUGGGAGAAUUCCAACCCCCCUCGAGUCCACUCCCUACACCAGUCUUCACACCCCCCCAAUCAUCUCGUCACGUCCCACCACCAUCCGAAACCCCCGCCCCUCCACCCACCGAAGCAACAACCCCCUCACCAACCCCCUCAUCACCCACGCAAUCCAUCUCCUCCACCACCUUCCCCCUCCCAAAACUCCGUCUCGAAAUCCGAGAUCUAAACCACAAAGGCGCCCCCAUCUUCCUCACCGCCGUACCAGCAAGCAACGCCCUCCAAAAAUCCAUCCAAGAUGUCCUCAAACUCCUCUACGUCUCCCCCACCACAAAAACCAGCACCGUCCCUCCCACACGCUCCGUAACUCUCAUCCUCCGCUCUAUGCCCGGAGUAGCCUACACAACCGGCACCGAGCUCGACGCAGAGCACAAAGAGAUCCACUUCUCCCUCGACUACAUCCAGAAUUCCAUCACCGCCCCACGGCGAGAACACGAGAUAAUGGGUGUCCUGACGCACGAGAUGGUGCAUUGCUACCAAUACGACGCAUUUGGCACUUGCCCAGGGGGACUGAUCGAGGGAGUGGCGGAUUGGGUACGCCUACAUGCUGGAUUAUCGCCGCCGCAUUGGAAGAAAGAGGCGAGUGGGAAGUGGGACGCGGGGUAUCAGCAUACGGGGUAUUUUUUGGAGUACCUGGAGCAGAGGUUUGGGAGGGGGCUGGUAAGGAGGUUGAAUGAGAAGUUGAGGAUUGAGAAGUAUCAGGAAAAGAGGUUUUGGACGGAGCUUUGUGGACGGCCGGUUGAGUUGUUGUGGGCGGAUUAUGGGAAGAGUUUUAAGAAGGAGAAGGGUAGAAAUGAGGAGGAGGGGAAGGAAGGGGAGGGGAGAAAUGAGGAUGAGGAGUGCGUUAUGGUGGAGAAGGAGGAUACGACUAUACCUACUAAGAAAGGAUUUCAUGCGGAACCGAAAUCGACGUCUACGAAUCCACGAGUAACCUAA